UGGAAGAAGCCAUACAGGGGGGACCCACCUGGAUUCCCCAGUGCACUUCUACAUGGGAGGCUGGGACGCGACGCAGAUACCACUGGAUAGGUUGUUGUUCCUGCCAAUGGCAAUUGUGGACGUGAGGGAACAAGUGGCAAUGAAUGCCGAGUACCUGCUCUCAGUGGACGACAUACUAAGCUGGGAAGAAAGGAAUGGCCCGCUUCCCAGCGGGUGCCUCUUCGUGACUAACACCGGGCAGUCCAAGCACUGGCCUAACCGCAGCGCCUACAUGGGCAUCGACGGUAACGGCGUCAAGCACUUCCCUGCGAUACAACCGGAGGCGGCCUCUUUCCUGGCGACGCAACGGAAUGUAUAUGGUGUUGGCGUGGAUACGCCUUCGAUCGACGCGGCUCACGACGAUGCAGCCCACCGAGCAGUGUCGGCGGCGAACAUCUUCAUCCUCGAGAACCUUGUGGGCUUGGAGAAGUUGCCACCAAGAGGAGCCCGCGCCAUUGUGCUGCCGCUAAAGAUGGAUGGAGCGAGCGGUUCACCUGUACGGGUGGUUGCACUGGCACCUCUAUAAAAUGCUACUAUGCUCUUCGUGUUCUAAAUCGCGCCUCACUCUGCUACGUCUAAAACCAUUGCAGCUGCAGAUAAAGCACUUCAA
This is a messenger RNA of Rhipicephalus sanguineus (brown dog tick), 649 nucleotides long. Its product is annotated as isatin hydrolase. Bases 53 to 565 code for a protein of 170 amino acids. Lineage: Eukaryota; Metazoa; Arthropoda; Arachnida; Ixodida; Ixodidae. The record is from RefSeq and is a predicted model, not a curated record. The transcript is spliced from 2 exons. Gene Ontology annotation, molecular function: arylformamidase activity.